AUGAGAGUAUUCACAUCGAUUCAACUAUUCAUUCUUUCUUAUUCCCUUUUUUCCAGCCUCGUUUUAGCAAAUGAGCCGACGGCUGCUACACAGUUGGAAGAUGCUCCGGAGUGUGCUGUGGGUAUCCCAGGAUCUUCCCAACUCUGGCAAUUUGUUAAUGGUGGUUUAGCUCAAAUGCUUUGCUCAAUUGAUGAGCCGGCAUUGUCAGAAGGAAACAAAAACAUAUUAUGCCGUAAUACAGUGAUCAGCAAUGAAGCUGCUGGGUGUACGCUCGUCCAAUGCAGCAUGAGAGAUCUAUUUGACUUUCUGAAGAUUGAACAAGCAACAUGUGGUAGACCCGAACUUGACAAUGACCACAAGAUCAGGAGCCUUGUGUAUACUAUCCUCGGCAUUGUUGUUGCUUUGGUCGUUUCACGUAUUGUAGUCAAAAUGCAGCGAACUCAAUCAUGGGGAGCAGAUGACAUUACCAUCAUCGCAGCGGCAAUAUUCACAGUUCUCCAAUGUAUCAUGAUGGGUUUGAGUAGGUCAUUCAUCCAGUGUUUUACUAAUGCCGCCGAAGUGACCUUUAAAGGUUUGGGUCAUAAUGUUUGGCUGUUCAGUGACAAUACCAUCACGACCUUUUACAUCUAUCUCCUCGUCGUCCAAUAUGCAUACGUCUUGAGUCUUUGCCUCGUCAAACUAUCAAUCCUUUUCUUCUUCCUACGUACCUUCCCAGACCAAACGUUUAGAACCUUGGUCAAGUGGACGAUCGGCUUCAAUAUUCUUACUACGAUCAUCUUCAGCAUAUGUGGUGCACUUCAACGACAGCCUGUGUACUUACUAUGGGAAGGAUGGAAAGAUUUCCCACCAAAGGGCACUACAUUAAACAUACCGGCAAUCAUAUUCUCGCACGCCGCUAUUAACAUCGCUCUGGACGUCUGGAUGUUCGUUCUUCCUUUAACUCAACUGUAUCAUUUGGGUCUCAAGCCAAAAAAGAAAGCCGGUGUUAUGCUUAUCUUUGGUGUUGGAAUAUUCCUCAUAGCAGCCAGUUGUGUUCGCAUCCCAUACUUGAUCGGUUUCAACAGGUCAUUGAACUCAACAUCCGACUCUCAAGGAUUCAUCGUUUGGUCCAACAUUGAGUGUGGUGUAGGCAUCCUCGUCGCAUGCAUGCCGCACAUGCAACCCGUCUUCCGCGCCAUAGCAGCUCGAGCACGAUCGUGGAAGCUGCUGCCAAGUAACUCAUGCGGUGGUGACGGCGUGUUUGUCCAAAGAGGGCUUAAGACUAUCAAAAUCACGAAUGCUGGGGGAAACACCAUGCGCACUGAUGGAACCACGUUGGUUGGUGGCGAUGAUGUGGAACUUAAUGAUUCGGGGAGACUAUUAACUUUGACAGAAACUUCCAAGUCGGGGAAGCUAAAAGGUAAUGAUGUUUGUGAUGGACGUACCUCGGGUUCAGUAGGGUCGGAAGAGGAUGGAUAUAAAAGAUAG
This is a messenger RNA of Fusarium venenatum, 1467 nucleotides long. The record is from RefSeq and is a predicted model, not a curated record. NCBI's taxonomy places the organism in Eukaryota, Fungi, Ascomycota, Sordariomycetes, Hypocreales, Nectriaceae.